CAAUAGGGGUUGCGAUAGAACUCACCCGGAUUCUAUUCAAUUCUAGAAACAUGAACCAUAGUUGGUACCUUGUGCCGACACUUCACGAUACGAGAGUUAGAUGAAUUAGAUUCACAAUUUCUUUGUCACCUCUUCUAUCAUACAUGUUGAAAUUGCUGACAGAACAUCACCACGUAACACAAACACUAAAACAAUAAAAUACCUAAAACUAGAACCCUGUAAUGAAUGAGGGUUUAGUUGUAAUAGGAUUUAAUUGGGGUAUUAGUUUGUAAUUAGGUGGUCAUAUAAAAGAGGGAGUAAGUUGUGUAAAGGAAAACUAUCGAAUAACAGAACCAAUUUGCCUCUUCUCUUCUUCUUCCUCUCCUCUAUUCGUUCUUCCUCCUCCCUAUCAUUAUGCUUCCAAUCUUUCCCUCUUCUUCUCUAAAUCUCACUUUCUUCUUCUCUAAUUCAAUCUCAAUCGCCGGGACAGAUCCAGGAUCAUUACAAAUUGGUAUCAGAGCCUCUUCUCGGCACUGACGAUGGGUAUGUUUUCCAUGGAAGAACGGUUCGUCGGUGGGGUUCAUCGGCCGACGAAUUGGGAGGAUUGGGACGCUCGACUGGAGGAGCUAAGCCGGCAGAACAAAACAAUCUUGGCGCAUUUGACAACAUUCGGCCACCGGAGUGAGGCUGCGGAGCAUAGACGAACGAGAGCUGAUGUCCACCUACAGCGCGUUCCACCUGUUCGACAAAUUGCUGAGCCGGAAUUUGCCUCAGGUAUUCCUCUCUUCUCUGGUAAUAAUUCACGGGAAUGGGUUAGGAAGUGCGCAAGGGUGUUCGCGAAGUAUGGCAUUCCGAAGGAACAUCGAGUUAUGAUGGCGGCAAGUUACUUUGACCGCCAUCCAGCGAUAUGGUUUGAGGGGUGGAAAUCUUGCCGUAAGGAGCUGGUUUGGGGAGAGUUUGCAAUUGCCCUGUGUAGUAGGUUUAGUGAUUCGGAGUCAGGUGGAAUUGUGGGUGAGUUCAAGAGGUUGCGACAAAGGGGAUCUUUAAUUGAAUAUCAGGAGAACUUUGAGGACUUGAAGUCCCAUAUGUUACGAUAUAACCCAGCAUUAACAGAAGAGUUUUUCAUCUCCACUUUCAUCAGUGGGUUGCAGGAGGAAUUGAGACCCAUAGUUAAAAUGUUGCAGCCCCAAACAUUAGCUCAAGCUUAUCAUCAAGCUCAAUUCGAAAUGUGUUUGAGGAGUCUCAAUGGAGAUGUAUCGACUGCCCUUAUACCAGUCUCAGAAGAGAAUGCUGAGAAUGCUAUCUUAGUUGUGGCAACGGGAAGUAGUAGUACAUUUAGUGGGAAGAUCAUCUGUGCUGGUGCGGUGAAGCAGAUUAAUACCAACUUAAUGGCUGCGACAGCCAAUGGCAAUGACUUUGAAGAGAAUGGUACAGGGCAUGAUGAGUUGUUGGAUCUCAGUGAAGAAGGUCUAUGCCUCGCUGAAAGCUUAAGUAAUGAAGCAGAUGUUGAUGAGGAUGAGUACAGACAGAGAACAUAUUCUGAAUCAGAUAAAGAAGCCAAACCAUUUUCUCUUUUGAGGGUGAUGGGUGUAGAGAGAAAUAUAUUGAUUCACCCUGUUUCAGCCCCAGAGAGGAAUACUGCGAAUGGUGACUUAGUUGUUGAUACUAUAAGUAUUACGGCCAGCAGCGAGGGCACUUUACUACAAGUCAAAGCAGGGUUAGGAGAGUCUUCUUGCAUUCCAUCAACAGUUUCUCUUCCUACUGCUGGUCAGACCGAGCACCACUGUGAUCUUGAGAAUGGUUUGGAACUGGACACCAGGGAAGGAACAAUAGUAACUGAGUUUGCUGGGCUGGAUAAAAUUGUUAUUGAUGAUGCCGAGUAUAAUAAAAGGAAGAUGGUUAAGAUCAAAGUUAACCAUGAGCUGCAACUUCAGCUGGACUUUCCAGUACAUGUAGAUCUCAACACCGAUUCGGUGCAGCCAUCCCUAAAGCAAUGCCAACUGCGAGAGCUAGUGUACGAGCAGUCAGUGAAGCCAACACAGUCUGUUAGGACCUCUUUUCCUACUUCGGCCAUGGUUAUUGUGAGUGAAAUUAUUGGUAUUAUCGAACCUCAGGCUGUUGAUGUGGUGGAGGAUUCAGCCUUGAGUGGUGUUCCACCUAGAGUGGUGAAGAUUCGGUUGUGUUUUCAGCAACAUCAAUUAGUUCAUAGUGAUGUUUAUGACUUGGGGUCUAUGAUGAAUACCCAAGAUGUUGAUGGCAUUAAAUUUGUCAUUGGAGCAUCAUUUCCUAACAGGUCUGACUUUGUUUUCAGGAAUCAUAAUGGGAUUUUGGUUAUUGGUGAAGGAGAUUGUGUUGUACCAAAAGUUCAAUGGUAUUGGUGGCCUAGAGUAAAACUGGAAAGAAGGGUUGUUUGCUUCAACUUCAUGGAACCAUACAAGGAUGAUUUGGCAAGGGAAGUUGGAGGAAGGAAGAUACCCACAGUAGGGGUGGGCUGACCCAACAUGUCUUCAACUCCAAGUCUCAAGCCUUUGAGAAGCAUACUGCUGCUACCUGCAAGUGUCCUGUUGUUGCAACUCAUUUUGUUUUGUUUUCCUUACCUUGUUUAGCUCAUUUCCUUGUUAUUUUAGUGAUGGAUUUGGUAUUCAGACUUGAGGACAAGUCUGUCCUCAAGAGGUCGGGAUUGUAAUGAAUGAGGGUUUAGUUG
This is a messenger RNA of Linum trigynum, 2683 nucleotides long. Lineage: Eukaryota; Viridiplantae; Streptophyta; Magnoliopsida; Malpighiales; Linaceae. The record is from the annotation of a GenBank genome assembly.